Oppiella nova is the source of this 738-nucleotide messenger RNA. NCBI's taxonomy places the organism in Eukaryota, Metazoa, Arthropoda, Arachnida, Sarcoptiformes, Oppiidae. The record is from the annotation of a GenBank genome assembly.
AAACGACGCUAUAAUAUAAAGCUAUGGAAAACAUUCAUCGAUUGUUUCAAUUGCCUUCCGGUGGCGGCCGUUGUGGACGAGAGGAUCUUCUGCUGUCACGGAGGGCUCAGCCCUGACCUCCAGUCCAUGGAACAGAUCCGACGCAUUCAACGGCCCACCGAUGUGCCCGACACCGGACUACUGGCCGACCUGUUGUGGGCCGACCCCGAUAAGGACAUCAAGGGCUGGGGUGAGAGCGACCGGGGCGUGUCGUUCAUGUUUGGGGCCGAUGUGGUGGCAAAGUUCCUCCAUAAGCAUGAUAUGGACUUAAUUUGCCGGGCUCAUCAGGUGGUUGAGGACGGGUACGAGUUCUUUGCCAAACGCCAAUUGGUGACCAUAUUCUCUGCGCCCAACUAUUGCGGAGAGUUUGACAACGCGGCCGCUCUUAUGACAGUCGAUGAGACCCUCAUGUGUUCAUUUCAGGCAUGUAUUUUCACCCGGAUCAUUGUAACACAAAGUCUUUGCCUUCCAGUCGUGUCUUUGCAGUGAUUAUGGAUCAGCUAUUGGGUGAUAGUGUGGACAGUUGGAUGUGAUGCGGAUGAGCGCGCACCCACUCAUGGAUUUAUGACCAUAUUUAUGACCAUGCGCAUAUUAAUUUUUAUUAGUUUAUAAACCGUGUAUUGUUUUUGUAUUAAUUAUGUUUUGUUCAUAUUUUUGUUUUCAUUAGAUAUUGAAGCCCAUGAAUAAGAAGAAAUAUAG